This is a messenger RNA of Acanthochromis polyacanthus (spiny chromis), 3975 nucleotides long. It is a transcript of the gene rfx5, whose product is annotated as regulatory factor X, 5. Bases 746 to 2866 code for a protein of 706 amino acids. Gene Ontology annotation, molecular function: RNA polymerase II cis-regulatory region sequence-specific DNA binding; DNA-binding transcription factor activity, RNA polymerase II-specific. The record is from RefSeq and is a predicted model, not a curated record. NCBI's taxonomy places the organism in Eukaryota, Metazoa, Chordata, Actinopteri, Pomacentridae. Gene Ontology annotation, biological process: regulation of transcription by RNA polymerase II. The transcript is spliced from 11 exons.
AUGCUGCUUGUCCACAUUUUUAAUUUUACCAUCUACAGAUAUCUGAUGGUUUCUGUCAGGUUUGUCACCAGUUUCAGGCUGAUCAUGCCUUUCUGUCGCUGAAUGCUCUUUUUAUAAUGAAUAUUUUGCUAUUUUUUUAAUACACAGUAACGCAGUUUUUAUUCAGUUGUGCUCCACAUUGACAUUCUUAUUUCUCACUAAAGUUUGUGAUUUCACACAAGUGGAAGGAGGCAGGGAGGCUAAUCUGCUGAAAUUUGUCUUUAAAAUAACAUAAAAAUUAAAACAAUUUUGGAUUUUUUUUCAUAUGUAACAUAAUAUACACCCCUAAGAUUGUAGUCUCGUUAUAAGUGUCCUCUCUCCUGUAAAUUUCUCCGAACUGUAAAAUAUUGCAACACACAUGGUUCACGUCUGAUUAUUUAAAAUAGUUUCGCUUUUACUGCGCCAACGGGCCGCUGUUGCUAUCCAGAUUUCGCCAGAUAAAUGCAUCUGUUUUGUAACUGGGCAGACCAGGAAAACGCGUCCAAUCAGAUUAAUCCCUGUGAGAAAAAUAAUUCUGCUCGACCAAUAGAAUUUCGCCUGCUUUUGGUAUCCGGGUAGGUUUGGGAGAGGCGACCAAUCAGAAUAGACGUUGGCUUUGUAGUCAGGCAGACAUAACAAAGUCAUCCAAUCACAAAAAAAUCUGAAGGGGGAUUUUUGCUGUAUCUUGGCUCAGAUGGUGGUUCUCAGCACUGGUUAGUCGGUCCAGAUGUCGGAGGACCAGCGCCACCAGCGGACCGAAGCCUCCCGACGGGGAGAGGGCAGCCUGGAGGCCGGGGAGGGCGACACCGAGCCCAGCAUGCUGCUGCAGAAACUCAAGAGCAACAUCUCUAAGAAUGUUCAGACCAAAGUGGAUCAGAUCCUGCAAGACGUUCAGCGUUUCUCUGACAACGACAAGUUGUACCUGUACCUCCAGCUGCCCUCUGGACCCAGCUCUGGAGACAAGAGUGGCGGCGACUCCAGCUCUUUCAACACAGCCGACCAGCUUCACACCUGUAACUGGAUCCGCAGCCACCUGGAGGAGCAUUCAGACACCUGCCUGCCCAAACAGGACGUCUACGAGACAUACAAGAGAUACUGUGAGAACCUCCAGCAUCGUCCUCUGAGCGCCGCCAACUUCGGAAAGAUCAUCAGAGACAUUUUUCCCAACAUCAAGGCGAGACGUCUCGGCGGCAGAGGACAGUCCAAGUACUGCUACAGCGGCAUCAGGAGGAAGACGGUUCUCAACAUGCCUCUGCUGCCCAACCUGGACCUGAAGAACGACCCGGCGGAGCUCACUGAACUGGUCCAGACCUACAAACAGGAAGUGACGGAGGCGGCGUGCGAGCUGAUCUGUGAUUGGGCGCAGAAGAUCCUGAAGCGCUCGUUCGACACGGUGGUGGAGAUCGCUCGUUACCUGAUCCAGGAGCACAUCGUCAACCCUCGCUGCAGCCAGGCCGAGCUGGUGACCUCCGCAGCGCUCGCAGGAGGUCCGGCUAAAACCCACAAAGUCAUCAAGAAGACUCCUGUGAUCUCCAAAGCUGACGGUGACGGAGCUGCAGAUCAGAAGAAGGAAGCAGGAGAUUCUUCCUCCUCGUCCUCGGUGAAGCCGCCUGGAGACAAAUCUGCUGGAGCAGCCAAACCUUCCUCUCUGGACGCUGCACCUCCAUCCUCCUCCUCCUCCUCCUCCUCUUCCUCGUCUCUGCGUCCUGCGGUGGAGGCCUUCAUAAAGCAGUUACCCAGAAUCCUCCCUCGGAGCUCCCUCCCUGAUAAGACCCUCUCUGUGCGCUCCUCUCCGCCCUCGUUGGCCCCCAAAGAUGCUUCUGGAGUGGGAGGAGCUUCUGGACCUGGAGGUCCUGCUGCUGCCGCCGCCGCCAGCGGUGGAGGGGUUAAAGUCAUCUCCAUAGCAACGCUGCCCCAGCAGCAGGGCGGGCCCGUCCCGGUGAUGAUCCUGCCUCAGGGCUGUCUGUCCUACGACAGGGAGAAGGUGGCCCCGCCUCCUGCUCCUCCACCUCCUCAGCAGCAGCACACCCCUGCAGCCCCCACCUCCGUGGUCCAGAAGGCCCGAGGGAGCGGCAGCAAGCGCCCCCUGGAGGCCGUGACGUCAGGCGGCGGCGCUGUGGGCGGGUCCAGUGGAUCUACUGCCAGCACUCCUCCGGUGAAACGGAAACGAGGACGACCGAGGAAACCUCGCCCUGAGGACUCCCUCCCUGCUCCUCCUGCUGCUCUCCCCCCUCCGCCUCCCCCCGCUGCUCCGCCCUCUCACCCUCCCAUCAUCACCUCCAUCACCGGCGGCGUCAUCCAGAAGGCCUCCUCCUCCUCCACGUCCUCCUCCUCCCAGCCGGUGCUGGAGCUGGUGCUCCAGGAGCAGCCGGGGCUGGUUCUGAGUCAGCUGCCCACAGACCCGGCCCACCGGCUGGUGGAGCACCGCGGCGUGGUGGUGCAGUGCCAGCCGGGCGGAGCGGCCGAGCCGGACCGCCACGGCAGGCCGCUGCUGCUGUUCCAGAGUCCGGGGAACCCGAGCUGGGAGCUGGCGGCGUCGGGACGGACGCCGAUGGUGGAGGUGAUCCAGAAAGCUCCCAGACCGAGCAACAACAACAACAACAGCAGCAGUGCUCCUCCGCCUGCAGCCCACCUCCACCCCCCCGCCCUGCCGCCGCCCACGGUGCAGGAGGACCAGGCCGAAGUGGAGAUCAUGCUGACGCCGGUGGAGGUGCACGUCAGCCCGCCUCCUCCUCCCCCCUCCUCUGCUGCUCCCGUCGCCUCCCCGUCCGUCUCCUCCGCCUUAACGGUGAAGAUGCAGGAGGAGGAAGGAGAGAGCAGCACCUCCUCUAGCAGGGAGGGACUCUAGUGUUUUUAUCAGCUUUACCUGCAGCAGACCCUCCCCCCCGCCUCUCCUUUUCUCCGUUGGUGGAAAUCCCAGAUUGGCGUCAGCAGAGAGCCAAUCCAGGAGGAUAAAUGAAGCCAAAACGUCACCACGUUGUCCUUCCAUCGCCAUGGAAACAGACUGGAUGCUGUUAAACCUGCAUGUGUGUCUGUGUGUGUGUCGCCUGCAGCUCCUCACCGUCCUCCUCCUUCCUUCACUACUUCCUGCCUCGCCUCCUCCUGUCUUUGGUCGUCUGCUGCUUCGCUUCACAUCAGAAAAUAACACAGAUAAAGAAAAGAUGAAGGAAGGAGGGGAGGGGAGAGGAGGAACAUGAGUCCAGUGUUGGAUCAGGUGGAGUGGGUAGAUCCAGUAGGUACUUACGGGUCAGAGCCUUGUGAAGGUUCUCUGUGCUAAAUAUGAAAAACCUCUUUAACGGAGCCCAGCGUCGCUUCACCUCCUUACAGCCAAGAAGAAACGCAGUGAAGGUGGACCGACACUCGGCUCCUCUGUUCUAAACAGCUUUGUGUUUUUAUGUGUGUUGGUUUUGUGUUUCUGAUGGUGUGUGAGUUCGAAAGAGAAAAAUCUAAAUCACUCUAAAUAUCAUAUCCUGUAAAACGAGCCAUCUCCUGCAGAAUUAGAUUCAUUCAAAGGAGACUUUAUUUAUUACUCUCGGCUUGUCAAAAACAUUUGUUGGUCGACAACAGUAAAUUGGAAAUUCUAAAAUUAUUUUACUUGAAGUUGAUCAGAGUCAGAAACACCAAAUGUCGGGUCUGUUUGUCCAAUCAGCAGGACUCAGGUGUCCGUUGAAAUAAUUAUUACUCUGAGGUCUUUUUUUUAUCUUUUAAAAUAAUUUCAGCUCUAACACUGAUCACAAAUUGUUAUUUUUACCAUUUAAAUUAAGCUACUGCAGUUUGAGCUGCAGGAGGCAGAAAACUGGAGGAAAACACAGAAUUUGAGUUCCCUCCUGUCACUCCUUCAUCUCCCUUCUUUUCUAGACUUCAUCCGAGAUUUUAACUCUCAGAUUCUUCCAUCUAACCAGCCUUUGUUGCUUUAAAUAUUCUCAACUCAGGACCUUUUAUUUAUCACAAACAAAA